Molecule: messenger RNA, 1911 nt
Organism: Plenodomus lingam JN3
Lineage: Eukaryota; Fungi; Ascomycota; Dothideomycetes; Pleosporales; Leptosphaeriaceae
Molecular function (GO): oxidoreductase activity; FMN binding
Source: RefSeq, a predicted model, not a curated record
AUGCCGCAAAGGGUCAUUGUCGUUGGUGCUGGCUUGUCCGGACUGAGCGCUGCUCACACCAUCUAUCUUGCUGGAGGCAAUGUUGUGCUCCUUGACAAGAACAACUUCAUGGGAGGCAACUCCACAAAGGCCACAUCAGGAAUCAACGGUGCCCUUACCAGGACACAAGUAGACCACAAGAUUGGCGACAGCGUCAAGCAGUUCUACGAUGACACACUCAAGUCUGCGCGCGACAAGGCGCGGCCAGAUCUGAUCAAGGUCCUCACCUACAAGUCGGCUGCGGCCGUCGAAUGGCUGAUGGACGUCUUCAACCUUGACCUCACUCUCGUCUCACGGUUGGGUGGCCACUCGCAGCCCCGAACCCACCGUGGUCACGAUGCCAAGUUCCCUGGUAUGGCCAUCACCUAUGCCUUGAUGCAGCGAUUCGAGGAGCUCGCCGAGGCAGAGCCAGAGCGCGUUCAGCUCGUCAAGAAGGCCAAGGUCACCAAGGUCAACACCGAGGGCAACCGCGCCACUGGUGUCACAUACCUUUUCAACGGCGAGGAGACUACAGUAGAGGGCCCCGUCAUUCUUGCGACCGGUGGCUACGCUGCCGACUUCACAGACGACUCGCUGCUCAAGAAGCACAGGCCAGACACGUUUGACCUGUCGACAACCAACGGCGCUCACGCCACUGGUGACGGACACAAGAUGUUGAUGAAGAUUGGUGCCAAUGGUAUUGACAUGGACAAGGUCCAAGUUCACCCCACUGGUCUUGUUGACCCCAAGGACCCAACCGCAAAGACCAAGUUCUUGGCUGCUGAAGCUCUUCGUGGAGAGGGUGGCAUCUUGCUCAACAGCAAGGGCAAGCGAUUCUGUGACGACCUCGGUCACCGCGACUAUGUAUCCGGCAAGAUGUGGGAGGAGAAGGAAAAGGGCCUCUGGCCCAUCCGUCUUGUGCUCAACUCCAAAGCCUCCAACGUUCUCGACUUUCACACAAGGCAUUACUCUGGCCGUGGCCUGAUGAAGAAGAUGACGGGUGCGGAGCUCGCAAAGGAGAUUGGCAUCAGCGCAAAGGAGCUUCAGGAGGAGUUUCAGAGCUACAACGCCAUUGCCAAGGGUGAGAAGAAGGAUGUCUGGGGCAAGAAGUACUUCCACAACCUGCCCUUUGACGUCAACGACACGUUCCACGUUGCACACAUGGAGCCUGUUCUCCACUUCACCAUGGGUGGUAUCGAGAUCAACGACCAGGCACAGUGCUUGAACUCAAACGGCGAGCCAUUCGAGGGUCUCUACGUUUGUGGUGAGCUUGCCGGUGGUGUGCACGGUGCCAACCGUCUCGGGGGUUCAUCACUACUUGGCUGUGUCGUCUACGGCCGUGUUGCUGGAGACUCGGCCUCCAAGUACCUCUUCCAACAGGCACUCAACAACGCCGGCGGCGCAGCUGUCUCGCGUCUCGGACAGAUCUCCCUCCACAUCGACCCAUCGCAACCUGGAAAGGUGGCGAUUGAAUGGGGCAACGGCAUCAACGGCGGCUCCUCAUCAGGCGCUGGAUCAGACCCCGUGCAGCAACAGAAGCAACUGUCGUCAGCACCUGUGAUGAAGGGUAACGCCGACUCGAGUGAGCCCGGCAAGGUAACCAAGCCUAACGAGGUCAAGAAGUUCACCAUCCCCGACAAGGAGUUCUCGCUCGAGGAGGUGGCCAAGCACAACAAGAAGGAUGAUCUAUGGAUUGCUGUCAAGGGCAUUGUCAUGGACGUGACCAACUGGACAGACGAGCACCCCGGUGGGCCCCAGGCACUCUUCAGCCACAUGGGCAAGGACGCAUCGGAAGAGUUUGAGAUGCUACACGACGACGAAGUGAUCCCUAAAUAUGCGCCUGAAAUUGUCAUCGGACGCGUCAAGGGACAGGAGGUGACUCUUGAGUACUAG